UUCCCCUAACCCCACCUCCACCCCCUCUCCUUUUCAAAUCAACCUUGCGUUGACCCCUCCGUUCAACCCAAAAACAAAACUGGAAAAUUGAAGAAACGAUCCUAACAAUUAGAAAUUGGAAUCACCCAGAAACAGAGAAGAACCCUUCUUUUUCUUCACUGCGAAUUCUCAGCUUUCUCUGCCUUCCCCUUUUUCAGGUGCAAAGCUCCAAUAACGUAACUGCCAUUCUUUUUAAUUUAAUUAUUGUUGCUUUACGUGCAAGCAUCUCCAAUUUUUUCCCGUCCUGGGAAAGAAGAAUACCACGUUAACACUUUUAGGGAAAUUCAAUCCAUGAUUCUUCUGUAAGAUUUGUCUCGGAAUAAACGUUGUUUGUUUGGGUAUUUGGGGGUAACAGGGGAGAGGAAGUUCGAAACUUUUUCUGCCCUGUAAUUUUGUUGAUUCCAUGGGUUAUGGGUUGUUAUUAGGCAAGUGGGGUUUUGAAAUUAUUGGUUUUUAUUAAUUUUGCUGUAAGUGGGAUUUUUUUGUUGUUGGGGUUUUGGCUAUUAUUAGUUGUCUAGGUCAGAUUUGAGAGGAAAAAAGUUAUUUUUUUUCGGGAUGUUCUACGGAAUGUCCCAGUGUGGAUUUGAGGGUUGAGUUCAUUUGAAAGUUUAGGAAUUGAUUGGUGUUUGGGUAAUUAAAUUAUUGGGGAGGCUGAGAUUUGUGAGUAGGGUUGAUUGAGGUUUUAUUUGAGUGAUGGAUGAAGCACAGGGUAGUUCAAGUUCCCUGCCUCCUUUCCUAGCAAAGACUUAUGAGAUGGUUGAUGAUUCUUCCUCGGAUUCGAUUGUUUCGUGGAGUGUAACUAGCAAGAGUUUCAUUGUGUGGAAUCCCCCAGAAUUUGCAAGGGAUUUGCUGCCUAGAUUCUUUAAGCACAACAACUUCUCAAGUUUCAUCAGGCAGCUGAACACAUAUGGAUUUAGGAAAAUAGACCCAGAACAAUGGGAAUUUGCUAAUGAUGAUUUUGUAAGAGGGCAACCUCAUCUUAUGAAGAAUAUCCAUAGACGGAAGCCAGUUCAUAGCCAUUCUUUGCAGAAUCUCCAAGCACAGGGCCCACUAGGGGAGUCAGAAAGGCAGAGUUUUACUGAUGAAAUAGAGAAGCUUAAACACGAUAAAGAACGACUUCUUGUGGAAUUACAGAGAUAUCAACAUGAGUGGCAAACAUAUGAGAUACAAGUACAUUGCUCGAAAGAUCGAUUGGAAAAAUUGGAACAAAAGCAAAGAAAGAUGGUUUCUUCUGUUUCUCAUGUAUUGCAGAAACCUGUGAUUGCUGUAAAUAUCUUGCCUCUGACAGAAACCAUGGAAAGGAAACGAAGGUUGCCGAAAAGCAGCUACUUUAAUGAUGAAGCUAGUAUUGAAGAUGCUGUUGAAACUUCCCAAAUGUUACCAAGAGAAAAUGCAGAGAAUACCUCUGUCUUGACAUUAAACAUGGAGCGAUUGGAUCAGCUUGAAACAUCUAUGGCGUUUUGGGAGGCUAUUGCACAUGAUUAUUGUGACACCCACGUUCCAGUUCAGUCAAACCUGGAUCUUGAUGAAUCUACAAGUUGUGCUGAUAGUCCAUCUAUAUCUUGUGAGCAAUUAGAUAUUGAGAAUCGGCCUAAGUCAUCUGGAAUUGACAUGAAUUCUGAGCCAACUGCAGCUGCUGUUCCUGAGCCUGUUGCAUCCAAAGAACAACCUGCGGGAACCACUGUUGCAGCAACUGGUGUUAAUGAUGUAUUCUGGGAACAGUUCUUGACAGAGGAUCCUGGUGCAUCAGAAACACAGGAAGUGCAGUCAGAAAGAAAGGAUUAUGAUGGCAGAAAGAAUGAAGGAAAACCCAGUGACCUUAACAAAUUUUGGUGGAACAUACGGACUGCAAAUAAUCUUCCAGAACAGAUGGGGCAUGUUGGUCAAGCAGAGAAAACUUAGUGGAAUUGCUUAUUCUUCUUAUUUGUAUUGUAGUGCCCUACAAUCACAUGUAAUAAAUAUAGGUAUGCACGGUUUUCUGUUUUUGUCUACAAUAAAUACAUAUUCCAUAAUUCCAUAUUUUGGGUGGGGUGAAUGUUUGCAUCCUCCAUUGAUUCUUUUUAGUUAAGUGUGCUGCUCUUUGGUCUCUUCUUAUUCUAUUAUGCCUGUACUGAACCGUGGUUUGGUUCAAGCUUUUAAAUAGUGGACCAUAUCAGGCAGCUUCAGUAACCGCAACACAUCAAUUUAGAACCUUGGUGUGGCUAUUUC
Molecule: messenger RNA, 2247 nt
Organism: Cajanus cajan (pigeon pea)
Lineage: Eukaryota; Viridiplantae; Streptophyta; Magnoliopsida; Fabales; Fabaceae
Product: heat stress transcription factor A-4c
Biological process (GO): cellular response to heat; regulation of transcription by RNA polymerase II
Cellular component (GO): nucleus
Molecular function (GO): DNA-binding transcription factor activity; RNA polymerase II cis-regulatory region sequence-specific DNA binding
Source: RefSeq, a predicted model, not a curated record